UGAGUGGUUGACCAAUGGAGGAAAAGCAUCGUCGGCUUUAAAAAAAUUCCGGCGAAAUCUAAAGUUCGUUCAAAGUGUCAAAGCGCGAAAUCAUGACCAAUUGUGAAAAGGCUGAGGAAUUAGUCUGCAUCAGCUGCGUAGACGAGGUACGGUACUCUUUCGUGAGCCACCUCUCCGAAGCUCUCCGCCGAAAAGGCAUAAAUAAUGUGGUCAUAGAGGUAGAAGGCGAUGAUCUGCUUUCCAAGGAGUCUGAGGCAAAGAUCGAGAAAGCUAGGGUUUCUGUGAUGAUUUUAUCCAGAAUCUGUGAGCCCACUAGAGCAUGCCACAAGUUCGAGAAGGUUCGCGAGUGCCAGAGGAACAAGAACCAGGUGGUGGUUCCAGUCUUGUACGGUGAGAGUCCAUCAUUGCGCGACUGGAUUAGCGUGCUGGAUUUGAAAGACUUAUCAGCAAUUCACCAUUCCAGAAAGGAAUGUAGUGACUCCAAACUAGUACAAGAGAUUGUGAGAGAUGUGUACGAGAAGCUCUUUUAUAAGGGACGAAUUGGAAUCUAUUCGAAGCUGCUGGAGAUUGAAAACAUGGUUAACAAGCAACCGAUAGGCAUCCGUUGGGUUGGAAUUUGGGGUAUGCCUGGCAUAGGAAAGACAACACUUGCUAAAGCAGUCUUUGACCAAAUGUCUAGCGCCUUUGAUGCUUCUUGUUUUAUCGAAGACUAUGACAAAGCAAUUCAUGAGAAGGGUCUUUAUUGUUUGCUGGAGGAACAAUUUUUCAAGGAAAACCCGGGCAAUGACGCAACCAUUAUGAAACUGAGCUCGCUCAGAGACAGAUUGAACAGUAAGAGAGUUCUUGUUGUUCUCGAUGACGAUAUGGGAGAGCAAAAUCUCCACGAGUUGUCAGUGAAAGUAAUAAAUUAUGCUUACGGAAACCCGUUAGCUAUCAGUGUUUAUGGAAGAGAGCUGAAAGGUAAGAAAAAACUCUCAGAAAUGGAGACGGCAUUCCUCAAACUCAAGCGACGUCCUCCGUUUAAGAUUUUCGAUGCAUUUAAAAGCAGCUACGACUCACUCUGUGACAACGAGAAGAACAUUUUUCUGGACAUAGCUUGUUUCUUCCAGGGAGAAAAUGUAAACUACGUGAUACAACUGCUUGAGGGUUGUGGUUUCUUUCCACAUGUUGAAAUUGAUGUCCUUGUUGAGAAGUGUCUGGUGACUAUUUCAGAAAACCGAGUGUGGUCGCAUAAUCUGACCAAGGAUGUUGGCCGAGAAAUAAUAAAUGGAGAAACAGUACAGAUCGAGAGGCGCAGAAGACUGUGGGAACCUUGGAGCAUCAAAUAUUUAUUAGAAUAUAAUGAACACAAAGCAAAUGGAGAACCUAAAACAACCUUCAAACGUGCUCAGGGCUCUGAAGAGAUUGAAGGCAUGUUUCUAGACACAUCAAACUUAAGAUUUGAUGUGCAGCCCUCUGCUUUUAAGAAUAUGUUGAACCUUAGAUUGCUCAAGAUUUACUGUUCCAAUCCUGAAGUCCAUCCUGUAAUCAAUUUCCCCAAAGGCUUUCUGCAUUCUCUUCCUAAUGAGCUAAGACUCCUCCAUUGGGAGAACUAUCCUCUGCAAUCUUUGCCUCAAAGUUUUGAUCCUAGGCACCUUGUCGAAAUCAACAUGCCGUACAGUCAACUUCAAAAACUUUGGGGUGGAACCAAGAACUUGGAGAUGUUGAGGACGAUCAGGCUUUGCCAUUCCCAGCAUCUAGUUGAUAUCGAUGAUCUCUUAAAAGCUCAAAAUCUUGAGGGUUUCCCUCGGUUUCUGAAAGAGUUAUAUCUUAAUGGCACUGCAAUAAGAGAAGUGCCACAACUUCCUCAAAGUCUAGAACUCUUGAAUGCACAGCUCGAGACUAUUCAGGGUUUUCCUCGGAACCUGAAAGAGUUAUAUUUUGCUGGCACUACGUUAAGAGAAGUGCCCCAACUUCCUUUAAGCCUAGAGCUCUUGAAUGCACAUGGUUCGGACUCGAAGAAGCUUCCUAUGCAUUACACAUUCAGCAAUUUUUUUGAUCUAUCUCCACAAGUGGUCAACGAUUUUUUGGUGAAAGCGCUGACUUAUGUAAAACACAUACCAAGAGAGUAUACGCAGGAACUCAACAAUGCUCCGACUUUCAGCUUCAGUUCGCCCUCACAUAAAAAUCAAAACGCCACAUUUGGUCUGCAACCAGGAUCUUCUGUAAUGACACGACUAAAUACUUCAUGGAGGAACACGCUUGUGGGAUUUGGUAUGCUGGUGGAAGUUGCAUUUUCCGAGGACUACUGUGAUGCUACAGGUUUUGGCAUAAGUUGUGUUUGCAGAUGGAGCAACAAAGAAGGCCGCUCUUGUAGGAUAGAAAGAAAUUUUCAUUGUUGGGCUCCAGCGAAAGUUGUUUCAAAAGUUCGAAAGGAUCAUACUUUUGUCUUUUGUGAUGUCAACGUGUUCCCAAGUACCGGUGAAGGAAAUGACCCUGAUAUCUGGGCUGGCUUAGUUGUAUUUGAGUUCUUUCCUAUCAAUCAGCAGACAAAGUGUCUAGAUGAUAGGUUCACAGUGACAAGAUGUGGAGUCCGUGUAAUAAAUGUUGCAACUGGCAAUACAAGUCUUGAGAACAUAUCACUAGUUUUGUCCUUGGAUCCGAUAGAGGUUUCUGGUUAUGAAGCUGUUAAAGAAAGUUCCAUGACCGAGAAUUUGUCUGACUUACCAAAAAAGAAGAAGAGCAAGGCAAAGAAAGUAGUUUGCAUACCGGCUACAGACGAGGCAGAUCUAUGGACUUGGCGAAAGUACGGUCAAAAAUACAUCUUAGGUUCUAAUUUUCCAAGGAGUUACUACAGGUGCACUUACCGGUUCACGCAAGGUUGUUUAGCUACGAAACAAGUGCAACGUAGCGACACCAAUUCAAACAUGUUCGCUAUUACUUACAUCUCUGAGCAUAACCAUCCACGGCCAACUAAACGCAAGGUUCUCGACGGCUCCACUCGUUCCACUUCCUCCUCCAACUGCUCAGCCAUAACUACUUUUGCCUCAUCUAAAGUCCCCCAAAACAAAGACAAACCAAAUAAACUCCACUUGCCUUCCUCCUCCACUCCUCUUGGAAGUGCGGCUGUCGUGUUUAACGAGAAGGACAUGGAGGAGUGUCAGGACAAUAUGGAGCUUGAUAAUGACGUUGAAAAUACACGUACACUGGCAUUGUUCCCAGAGUUUCAACUUCAGCCGGAGGAAGAAGACCCAUGGUCAUUCCCCUCCCAUAGUAGUGGUAUAUAUGACCUGAGCCCGCCCCAGCAGUAGUGGUAUCAUGUUUUUCCUCUUCUCCCUGUGUAUGUGGCCGUCGAGGAUUGUGACCAGUAACUUGUUUGCGAGAUCUAUAAUUCACUGACGAAUCACUAGCAUCGGGAUCUCCCAAAUUUUAGUAAAUUCCUAACAAAAUA
Arabidopsis arenosa is the source of this 3430-nucleotide messenger RNA. Lineage: Eukaryota; Viridiplantae; Streptophyta; Magnoliopsida; Brassicales; Brassicaceae. The record is from the annotation of a GenBank genome assembly.